Molecule: messenger RNA, 552 nt
Organism: Rubroshorea leprosula
Lineage: Eukaryota; Viridiplantae; Streptophyta; Magnoliopsida; Malvales; Dipterocarpaceae
Source: the annotation of a GenBank genome assembly
AGGAGCUACCAUUUCCAUGAGAUACUCCUAAAUGCCUGUCCUACAUCCAUCCUUUUCAGGCAUGCAUUUCCUUUCCCACAAACUUUUUGAAAGCCAUCAAAUCAAAUUUCAGUACCCCAAAUUCCCAAUCCAAUGUCAUCAAGGCAUGUUUUGUUGCAUGGUGAUGAGACUCAACAUAGACUGCAAUGGUUGUUGCAGGAAAUUAAGAAAAAUCCUUCUUAAUAUGAAAGAAGUAGAGACGUAUAUGAUUGAGAAGCAGCAAUGCAGGCUAAGCGUAUGUGGGAGAUUUAAACCAUCAGACUUUGCAAUAAAGAUCCAGAAAUGGAUGAACCGAAGAGUUGAGAUACUGGAAAUUCAUGACUUUGGUGUUAGCAGCAAUGGGGAAAUGGAGAGUACUAAAUAGAUAGAAACUUGCAAAUGAUGGGUGCGCAAUAUCUGCUCCUUGUAAACACAAGUUAGGGGACAAUAGGAGGAUGGAUACUGUGAUUAUUAAUGGAUAUGAUGAACUUCAACAAGUGAGUUUUUACUUUUAAAGAAACAUCAUUCCAACUU